UAUGGUGAGAUGCAAAAUGUGAAGUUUCAAUUCCGAAAAGAUAUGGUAAUGAAUAAUAUUGGCAUAUCCCAUUUCUGUGAAUCAAAUUCACUCACUCAUUCCCUUUGGGGGAAUUCUCACCAAUUGCAAUGAAGAAUUUCUAAUCAACCUUCUUCAACCUUUCACACCAUUCAAUAUAUUUGAAAACUUUCCAUGGCAUCUAUGAACCAAGAUAACAAUGUUGACGAAGAUCCUCAUGUCAACGAGAAAGACCCAUUGAUUCAUACUUAUAACAAAACCACCGAUGGCAGCGGUGAUUACAUUGAUUUGGUGACGCCCCACCGUGAUUCUAUACCGGAAACCACCGUUCUGUCUCCUCCACCGCCACCACCUUUGCUGUAUUGGGUUAAAUUAGGGGUGCUUCUCCUCGCCCUUAGCGUUCUAGGUCUGGUUGUUUUCAAUUGGGUUGGACCAUUCUUCAUUCAAAAGGUGUUUAUUCCCUUAAUAAAAUGGCAGGAAGAGACAUUCACUACCACACAGUUAUCUAUUAUAGUGUUUGCUUCAAUAUCAAUAUUUCCUACCAUACUUUUACCAUCUUCACCUUCUAUGUGGUUUGCUGGAAUGAUAUUUGGUUAUCUUUAUGGUUUCUUGAUAGUAAUGUCUGCAGCAGUUAUUGGAGUAUCACUCCCUUUUUUCAUUGGCUCAAUGUUCCAUCAUAAAAUUGAAGGGUGGUUAGACCAAUAUCCAAAGAAAGCUACUGUUUUAAGAUCUGCUGGUGGAGGAAAUUGGAUUCAUCAGUUUAGAGCAGUUGCGCUAAUAAGGAUUUCUCCAUUUCCUUACAUACUUUAUAACUAUUGCUCUGUGGCAACAAAAGUUCAAUAUGGUCCUUACUUGUGUGGAUCUUUGGCUGGAAUGACGCCGGAAGUAAUUGCUUCGAUUUACACGGGAAUUUUGAUACGAGCAUUGGCUGAUGUAUCACACAAAACAAAGUUUCUAUCUGCUCCACAGAUUGCCUUCAAUGUUGCUGGCGUCUGCAUAGCUAUCGGUACAACAGUAUUUUUCACACUCUAUGCCAAGAGACAGCUCGACAUGUUGCGAAAAGAAGAUGAACUGCUAUUGAAAAAACAUCAUUAUGGCUCAUUAUAUAUUAACUGAUGCAUGCUACAAAAUUGGAUGAGAUCUUACCACUUAAGGAGCCUCACGCCGUUGUCUAUGAGAGGCCCAUGAGGGUUACUGAGGAACAAUCUGAAAAAAGUUUUACUUCUCCUGUUGUUUCAAUAAAUAAAAAGGAAGUGUAGAGUUUUCUUUCAGUCAAAAGAAAGUGUGGAGUUAAAAUUGUUCUUCGACAUAAUCCAUAUAGUACAAGGUAUGUAAUUUAGCUUGUAAUUGUUUUGGCGCCCGCACAUUCUCCUGUCCUCCAUCUCAGAUUCUGUGUCUCAUAGCUCAGCAGAGUAUUUUUGUGUUGGUUUUUAAUUUUUCUUUCUUUGUAUUCACCAUUUGUCCAAAUGUUAAAAACUUGUACUAAUGCUUACUGAACAUAUAUUACAAUGGCUUAAAUCCAAUGUCUUGUACAAUUGACUCUA
This is a messenger RNA of Lathyrus oleraceus (garden pea), 1562 nucleotides long. RefSeq lists its product as uncharacterized. The transcript has 4 exons. The record is from RefSeq and is a predicted model, not a curated record. The coding region runs from base 193 to 1134 and encodes 313 amino acids. Lineage: Eukaryota; Viridiplantae; Streptophyta; Magnoliopsida; Fabales; Fabaceae.